CCGACGUGAGAUCUCCCCCCAGACCUCGAACUCUCGACCGCAGAGGGGGUUGAACAAACGAACGAACGAACAAACAGAUAUUCGCGAAAUUCAAAGGACACGCUCGAAACGGCAUACGUCGAUCGCGAGAACACACCGACGAAACCACACACUCUCUCUCUCUCUCUCAAAACAAAGCAAAGGGACAAGACACCCACCCACCAACCAACCAACCAACUCCCACAUUUCCUUCCUCCCCCCACCCACAUACACAAAUAUAAAAAUGACCGCCCUCUUCAACUUCCAAUCCCUCCUCUCCGUCCUCCUCCUAACAAUCUGCACCUCAACAUACAUGCACGCGCAAUUCCCCUCGCUCAUGGACCGCAAUAAAGAGAAUUACUUUGUUGGGCCGUUUUGGAAAUGUGCGAGGGUUGGGGAGAGGUUGAGUCCGUGGGUUGCGGGGGCUUGUUUUGUUAUGGCUGGGGUGGAGUUUGUGGGAUAAUGUGUAU
Periconia digitata is the source of this 488-nucleotide messenger RNA. NCBI's taxonomy places the organism in Eukaryota, Fungi, Ascomycota, Dothideomycetes, Pleosporales, Periconiaceae. The record is from the annotation of a GenBank genome assembly.